CGCCCAGGGCGACUCUCCCGGGAGGCGCGUGCCCCGGCUCAGUAGCACUGGGGCUGGCGCGCGCGGGGAAUCUUAACGCUACGCCGUCUGCGGACGCUUCGGGGCCAUCAGUUUCCCCGCUUUCCACCCUGGCGCCCCCCAGCCCUGGCUCCCCGGCUUCCCUGCCCCGGGCGUCCACGCCCUGCGGGCUCAGCGGAUUCAGCGGGCUCAAUCUGCGCAGCACCUCCUCCAUGUUGACCAAACCUCUGCAGGGGCUCCCCGCGCCCCCGGUGACCCCCACGCCGCCGCCAGGAGGCAAGGAUCGGGAAGCGUUCGAGGCCGAAUACCGACUUGGCCCCCUCUUGGGUAAGGGGGGAUUUGGCACGGUCUUCGCGGGACAUCGCGUCACAGAUCGACUCCAGGUGGCCAUCAAAGUGAUCCCACGGAAUCGCGUGUUGGGAUGGUCCCCCUUGUCAGACUCUGUUUCAUGCCCACUGGAAGUGGCUCUGCUGUGGAAAGUGUGUGCAGGUGGUGGGCACCCUGGCGUCAUCCGCCUGCUUGACUGGUUUGAGACACCAGAGGGCUUCAUGCUUGUCCUCGAGCGACCCCUACCGGCGCAGGAUCUCUUUGACUACAUCACGGAGAAGGGCCCACUGGGGGAAGGCCGAAGCCGCAGCUUGUUUGGCCAGGUCGUGGCAGCUGUCCAGCACUGCCAUGCCCGUGGAGUCGUGCAUCGUGACAUCAAGGACGAGAACAUCCUGAUAGACCUCUGCCGUGGCUGUGCCAAGCUCAUUGAUUUUGGCUCGGGUGCCCUGCUUCAUGACGAACCCUACACUGACUUCGAUGGGACAAGGGUGUACAGCCCACCUGAGUGGAUCUCGCGACACCAGUACCAUGCACUCCCAGCCACUGUCUGGUCCCUGGGUAUCCUCCUCUACGACAUGGUGUGUGGGGACAUCCCCUUUGAGAGGGACCAGGAGAUUCUGGAGGCUGAGCUCCACUUCCCGGCGCACGUCUCCCCAGACUGCUGCGCUUUGAUCCGCCGGUGCCUGGCUGCUAAGCCCUCUUCCCGACCCUCGCUGGAAGAGAUCCUGCUGGACCCCUGGAUGCAAACCCCAGCUGAAGAAGCGCCCCUGAACCCCCCAAAAGGAGGUCCCACUCCUUUGGCCUGGUCCCUGCUGCCCUAGGGAUGUUGAUUGGGUUGAAGUUCACUUCCAUUGUGAGCCCCAGGACCCAGUGUCAUAGUGAGUUGUGAGCCCUCUGCUGGCAUCUCCUGCUCCUGCCAUCCACACAACACAGUGCCGACGCAAGGGUGCUUUUCCUUCUAGUGCCCCAGCAGCUCUUCAUUUGCACCGAGCGACCCUCUCCCCAGCCUAGGGUCCUCCGUUCAGUCCAGCUGCACAGCUACCUCAGCACUGGAUUGCUGAUUCUGAGGGAGGUGAUGGCCCAUUGCUGUCCCAGGGCUCGUGUUUUUCUUCCCCACCCCCUUUUCUUUUGCUUUUCCUUUGUUGGCGAUGGGACCCUACUUUGUUCUCCCAAGUGCUCUUAUUCUGGUGAGAAGAACCAAGUCCCAGGAUCUGCGGAGGAAGGGAGCUGGGACAGCAUGGGACAGCACUGGAGCGAGGCUGGGGUAGAUGGUUUGGGAGAUGGGCUGAGGGGAAAUGAGUCUGGCCGCUUGUUCUCCUGGGGUACCCCUCUCCAAUGUCUGCAGAUUUUCUCUCGUGCGCUGCCUCCUUCUGAGCCAGGAUUAUCCAACUGCUAAAAUGUAAAUACUUAGGUAUGGGGGGGGUUGGGGAGCUGCAAGUGUGCCCUCCUCCCUUUUGUCCCCCCCCACCUCACACCACCGCCUGAAUUAUUUAAAGAAGCCAUGUGUGGAAACUCACUAUUUAAUAAAAGUAACACUCCAAAGUG
Ochotona princeps (American pika) is the source of this 1890-nucleotide messenger RNA. It is a transcript of the gene PIM2, whose product is annotated as Pim-2 proto-oncogene, serine/threonine kinase. Gene Ontology annotation, cellular component: cytoplasm. Gene Ontology annotation, biological process: negative regulation of apoptotic process; regulation of mitotic cell cycle; protein autophosphorylation. The transcript is spliced from 7 exons. Lineage: Eukaryota; Metazoa; Chordata; Mammalia; Lagomorpha; Ochotonidae. The record is from RefSeq and is a predicted model, not a curated record. Gene Ontology annotation, molecular function: protein serine/threonine kinase activity; ATP binding. Bases 231 to 1166 code for a protein of 311 amino acids.